Python bivittatus (Burmese python) is the source of this 8443-nucleotide messenger RNA. NCBI's taxonomy places the organism in Eukaryota, Metazoa, Chordata, Lepidosauria, Squamata, Pythonidae. The record is from RefSeq and is a predicted model, not a curated record.
GGAAAAGAAGAAGAAGAAAAAGAAGAACUGAAAGUCUCUGAACUCAAGGAAGCAGAAACAGUCACCCCUUUUGUUAUAAUGGAAGAUCCAUAUAAUCCUUGUCUUCCGGUCCAAUCACCAUGUGAAAGGACUGAUCCUGUUUCUCCAGUUUGUAACCACAAGGAAGAAGAAAAAGAGGAUUCUCUUACAACAGUAUCACACAGAGAAAGAUCUUCAGAUACCCAUUUUUUCCCUGAGCCUUUCCUCCCAGAAGAAGAAAAAGAAGACAGGAUCCUUGAUGAUCAAAAACCCCAAAGUCCACCAGCAUCUAUUUCACCAAUACGGUCACAGCCAGUUGCACUGCCUGAAGCCAUCACACCAGUAUUACCUGUGAAAUCACAAUCAGCAGUACCCACAGAACCAACUUCUCCACCUCUUGCUCCCCUGCCUAUUUGUUCACAGCCUUUACCCACUGCUGAAGCCUCCAUUCCACCUCCAGCAGAGCCACCAGUGUGUUUUCAGCCAAUCCCAGCUUUUACUUCUACUCCUUUGGCCAAACUUGCUCUAAAAAGUAAAGAUGGACAGAUGGAAAAACUGGGAAGUCCCACCACAACAGAAGAAACUUUAAAAAGGAAUAAUCUUGUAGAGGAAUUCUGGAUGAAGAGUGCUGAAAUCCGAAGGAGUUUAGGUCUCACCCCUGUCAACAGAAGCAGGGGGUCAGAACCAAACUUUACCUUCUCACCCCUUGAAUCUGCUCCUCUCAAAUCAUUUAGUUCUAAUGAGGGUUCAGAAGAAAAGGGAAUCCAUCCUGUAAAACCAACAAAGGUGGUCACACCAAAGUUGGAUAAGGAGCAAUUUUCUUUGCUGACACCAACCUCCCAAUCAGAGAAAGAGCUGAAAAACUCAAGGGAUGUGAAAAGAGAUCUCUCUAGCAGUUCUGGACUGGGGCUUCAGGGCAGUUCAUCCAACAUGAGGACUCUGGCCAGCCAAAGUUUUAAUACAUCAGAUUCCACUAUGCUCACUCCUCCAUCUAGCCCUCCUCCACCACCCCCUCAAAAUGAAGAGCCAGCAACACUGCGAAGAAAAAGGCAUCAGGCAGUUUGGCAGAAUGAGGCAGAGUCUGUGCAAACACCUCACGUGGUACCAGCAAAUGAAAGGAUCCGACCCCCCAGAAAUUCAUCUCAGCCACCAAGAGAAGAGGUGAGGAAGUCAUUUGUUGAGAGUGUGGAUGAAAUACCAUUUGCUGAUGAUGUAGAAGACACCUAUGAUGAGAGAACAGAGGAUACAAGCCUUAAUGAAAAAUAUUACACUCCACCUAGCAAGCCAAGGCCUGAGAAGCCUCUUCAUCUGCAUUUGGUUAAGGAAAAUGGUAGACCAUCAUCAGUUGAAGGUGGAAAGAGAGGCCUUCCUCAAGUCUCUGCAGAAGCUAAGGAGUUAGCUGAGGAGAGAAUGAGGGCCAGGGAGAAGUCUAUCAAAAGCCAGGCCUUACGGGAUGCUAUGGCUAAGCAGCUCAGCAGGAUGAAAGAUCUGGAGAUGACCAGCAGUGCUGGUGCUGCAAAAUCACGCAAAGCAUCUACAGUACCCUCAAAGACCAAAGAGCUUUCUUUAGAUGCUCCAAAGCAUCUGGCUGUGAAAGCCAGUGAAGGCCCUACUCUAAAGCAUGAAGCUAGUAGUGAGAGGUUCUUCUCACCAUUAACAGACAUUGGUGGGCAUGAUGGGUCCAUCACAUCUUCAGAAAGCUCCAGUGGGAAGAGUAAAAAAAGGACUUCUCUCUUCUCUCCCCGUAAGAACAAAAAGGAGAAGAAGUCAAAGAAUGAAAACAAGCUAUCUGACAAAUCCAGCAGUGCAGCUGAGGAAUCCACAAAGCCCAAAUCCCUUUGGAAAUCUGUCUUCUCCAGUUAUAAGAAAGACAAGAAGAAAAAGGCAGACGACAAAUCUUGCCCUAGUACGCCUUCCAGUGGGGCCACAGUGGAUUCUGGGAAACAUAAGGCAUCUCCACUGGUUAGAGCAGCAGAUUUGCAACUGCGCCAGCACUUAAGCUUCUCCGAGGAUUCUGAUCUCUCUAACGAAGAUGUCUUGGAACGUUCCUCGCAGAGAUCUAAGCGAGAGUCGAUUUACGUACCACACGCCUUGGCAUUCAAGAGAUCAUAUGCAUCAAAGAAAGCAUACACAGAAGAGGAACUCAAUGCGAAACUGACCAGGCGAGUACAGAAAGCUGCUCGCCGUCAAGCCAAACAAGAAGAGCUCAAGAGGUUACACAGGGCCCAGAUCAUCCAAAGACAACUGGAGCAGGUUGAAGAGAAACAAAGGCAGCUGGAGGAGAGGGGAGUUGCUGUGGAAAAAGCCCUCCGGGGUGAAGCAGACUAUUGGGGAGAGUCUUAUUACAGUGACCUCAUCGACUUGCAUCUGGGUGGCAUGGGGAAGAAGGACGACCCUAAGCUGAUGCAAGAAUGGUUCAAGCUGGUGCAGGAAAAGAACGCUUUGGUGCGCUAUGAAUCAGAGCUGAUGAUAUUUGCACGCGAAUUGGAACUAGAGGACAGGCAGAGCCGGCUACAGCAAGAGCUCCGGGAGAGGAUGGCAGUGGAAGAUCAGCUAAAGACAGAUGAAGAACUCUCAGAGGAGAAGAGGAUCUUGAAUGAAAUGCUAGAGGUGGUGGAGCAGAGAGAUUCUCUUGUGGCCCUACUUGAAGAACAGCGCCUUCGAGAAAAGGAGGAAGACAAGGAUCUAGAGGCUGUUAUGCUGUCCAAAGGAUUCAACUUAAACUGGUCCUGAGUGUAUCACCAUACCUCGUUGCUGAUCUGUGUUGUCCAGUUGGCAUAUGCCAAGUUAGAUGGAGCUGCCUGGUUGGAGGAGACAACUUGGAGCAGGAACCAUUUCAGGAAUCUUGCAGCAACUACGUGCUUGAGCCAGGAGCUUCUUGCUAAGAGAGUUGGUUGUAAGGAUCCAGAGUCCUGUGUGAGGCUACAGAGCCAAGAAAGAAGUAGUGACCUGAGAUUGCGUGCCUUCCUUGAGGACCUGUGCAAGAGGUCAAUAAGUUUUUUGUGAUCUCUGAGAGAGACUAAAAAUGAAAUGAAAAUAUUUUGUGUGGUAUGUUGUUUUUUAAAAAAGAACUUUAACCAAUUUAGGUGGGCCCUAGCCUGUUCAUUUCACAUUUACCCAACUUGUGGUAUUAAUGGAUUUGUUUGUUUAAAUAACAAAGAAAAGGGGUGUCUAAUACCUUCUGAAAAAUCACCUUGCAGCAGCCUUUGGAAGAGCAAACCUAUUCAAUACAACAAAGCACACUGUGUAUAUGCUCUUCUCACCAAAGAAAUCUGAAGCUGCCACUGUUGUCUAGGUAUGAAGGAACAUCCGUAUCUGAACGUGGAUGGGAAACCUGGAACACUAAGAACUUGAAACCCGGCUUCUCGUGACUUCUACAAAAAGCAAGGACAGAGGCAGACUUGUUUCCUUCCCUGUGGCCUCCACAAGUAGCCAUUGUUCUGAACAGGUCCAGCAUGCAAACUGUUUCCUCUUGACCAUGAAGUGCUCUGGACUGAAAGAAGCCGUUUCCCCUUUUCUGUUGACCUUUGACUGCUCUAUUGUGACCUUGAUGACCAUUUAGACACUGGAAAGUGCUAAUUAUCAAAAGAUGGGUUCAUUAUGAAGCAUUUUGUGGGAUCUCAUGGGUGAUAGUCCCCCAGCUUCAAACUCUCCAAGAGUGGGCCCACGACUGUUCAGUAGGUUUUUGUUUCUUUGUGUCUUGGGGGAUAUUUUUUUCCUUUUCUUUUUUUUUUUUUUGCACGUCAGAAAUGAAGCAGAAGACCUAUCCUGGCCCUUUAGUCACUUUAGAUCCUUUAAUGUCCAUUAACUUAUUUUUUAAUACUUGAAAGAAAAAUUGGUUUUGUACCUUUUUAAGAAGUGAACAGAUGAGUAUGUGGUAAAUCUGUGUGCCUGCCCUACCUUUCAACCUCUGUGUGUUUAAUGCUUUCCCCUCUUCCCUGUAUCUAUUUAUUAGAGUUAUUAUUAAUGAUAUUACUGUUACACAGUACAUUUGAGCUGCAGAAAAGAUGUUUUAAGUUCCAGACUGUUGAUUCUGAUUUGGGCUUGUUCUUGUUUCUUGUUUAGGGGGAGGCCCUGGGAAAUAUGUGAGGAGAAUUCCCCCACAGUGUUUUUUUAUAGACUCUUGCACCCUCAUGAGAGAAGGUUCAGAAGGAAAGAGCAGUGAUAAUUGGUUUUAUUUCCUAGUACUUCAAAAGCUCUCCCUCUCGUCCCUGAAUAUUGGUAAACCUACAGUUUAUUUACUGUUGUAAGAUUUUUGUAACUAGAGUGGUGGCAUUGCCACUUCUCAUGUAAACAGCAAACGACAGUGGCUUCAUAGAAUCCACCUCCAAAGGAAGGAUUAGCACCAAUCUCACUGGUUCUGUCCCCAGACCUGUUUCUGGUUCGUUCAGGAAGGGAACAGUGAUUCUCUCCCAGGGUAACAGCAAAAGGGACAUAAAAUAGACUCAUGUCUAUCACCAGCUCUGAGGUUCCAUAAGCACAUCAUGUCCUUCACCAUAUGUUUCUCAAAGGUGCUGGCCUGCAGCUUGCAGAAUUUUCCAUUUCUAUAUUAAAAAAUACUUUGACCCCCAUGGGUUUCAGAUCUUUUUUAUUCACAGCAAAAGGAGUUACCGGUGCACUGUGUCCGGGAGAGAAAACGUCGGUCUCUGGAUUAAGUCCCUUAUGGCAUCUUAAUUUCCCAGGCUGAACAGAGAACAGGGUUCCAGUGCUGUGCUUACAUCAAGAAGAGAAACUUCCAGCAAAUUCUGCUCCUCCAGCAUUGCAACAAUAUGAGAAGAUAUCCCUGCUGCUACAGUUGUAAAAUCUUUCCAACAUUUUUAGCCAGAUGUUGGCUAGUUAGAGCAAGGAUUUCUUUCCUGGUGUUGGAAGCACCUACCUCUGAAAGGGACUGAACCUCUUCUUGUCUUGAAAGAAGCCUUAAUUUCUACUUUUUUAGAAGAAAUUAAUGUGGCUGCUGCCUUUUACCUUUAAUCAGUAGGGAACUUUUUUUCCAUGAAAUACCUUGAUGUUCGAUUGUAUAUGUUCAAAAGUAGCAUUCUGGCAGCUGUGUUUUAGGCAGUGCAGGGAGAGAAAUUCAUUUUUCCAGGAAACUGCACAAAUAAUUGCUUUCAAAGUAUAUAUGCUAAUUGUCACUUUAGGCUGAGAAGCAGCUGUGGCCACCUUAAAUAGCUACUCCAUGUAGGUGAUUGAAAGGAGGGCAGAACCUCGGCAUCUUUGAUAGUUCUGUAAAAGAGGGGAUCUCCAAUGCAGUUGAUCUGUCCUGUUCUCCUUUGCAUCUGGCUCCCACAGCUCAAAGAGCAAUGGGUUAGAUUUUUGCAAGUAUCCCACCUCAUCGCCCCCAGUUACAGCAACAGAUGACAGACGAAACCCUACCUCUCAAAGCCAGUUCUAUCUGACCUAACAGAUUGGAAACAAUUAUAAAUUGUUUACUUUUUUUUUUUUAAUCAGAAAAUCCUAUUUAAUGUUUUAAUGAGAAGAAAACUCUUCUCUCCUUACUCAUUGGGAUAAAUUGAUAAUGUCCCUGACAGCUUUUAAGAGUUUAAUGUGCAUCUUUUCCCAUCUACAGAUAAGUAGUAUGAAGGGGGAUUUAAUGCAUCAUAUUAUUAUUUUUGAAAUCAGUGGCUUUUAACAUCAUCAAUUGUUGGGAAGGUUCCAGACAAGCCUUUAUUUUUCAGCUUCAUUAUUUUCUAACCAAAAUUUGACAGUGACGAAAGAAAGAAAAAGGAACUCCAUGUGCCAAACCAUCCUAGUUUUUUUAGGACCUUGAAGUAAUAUUGUGAAUUGAAGGAUUCAUCCUGUGCAAUGCAGGCUAAUAGUUAUGGUGCUUCCCUGGGAGAAUCUCUGUACAAAUCCACAUGGGGGAGGAAGAAGCAGAUUUGAAGGGUGGUUCUAGGUGCACCUAGAGGAAGCUCCCCUUAUAUUGUAUUUUGGUUAUUACAGCUGCUCUACCAACGUAACUGUUACGUUCAGGCAAGGAGCCACAGUGAAACUGUAGCUUACGCCUUUUACUACAUGUCAGCCAAAUCAAAGUCCUCUUCAGAGACCUGGAAGAACGCCUUUCAACAUCUCGAUCACAAAUGUCCAAUUCCAAGAGCAUCAUUCAUGCUGCCUUGAUCUCCAAGAAUGGAUAUCAGGCAAGCAAAGUGACCUAAAAAGGGUACGAGAACAUCCAAGGACAAAAUGUUGCAUUUAGACCCUUUCACAGAAACAGCUAAUGAGUACUAUGUACAACUAUGAAUACCAAAACAGUUACUUUGUUAGUCCUUAAGAAGUACUAUGAGUACCUAGUACAGUGUUUCUCAACCUUGGCAACUUUAAGAUGAGUGGACUUCAACUCCCAGAAUUCCCCAGCCAGCAUGAUGAAGUCCACUCAUCUUAAAGUUGCCAAGGUUGAGAAACACUGACCUAGUAAGUCCAUUCCUUCCAGGUUUCAGUUCCAUUCCAGCUCUUCCAAAUGGCCAUGCUACCUGAAGCAGACAUCUUUAUUCCUCCACAAACUGAUAAUUGCCUCUCUCACGGCUUUUUUUUUUUUUUUAGUGCAACAAUAAAACAUUGAAACGAAAGAUUAUUAUCUCCAUAAGGCAGAAUUACCAGUGUUUAACUUCUCUUUGUGUCACAGCUGCAAAAUGCGGAAAUUAAGAUAUUUUAGAAGUAAUACACAUAGUGAAUGCAUCUUUUCAAUGUGUUGAAUUUUGGUGAUGUGAAAUGUUUUUGAGCACUGAUAGCAUAUUUAAGAAAUGGUAUUUAGCCUGCAGAAAAAGUAGAAAUGUUUUAAACUCCCCAAAACAAUUUGAAGUGGCAGAAUGUUGCUCGGAAUAAGGGAAUCUUUUUCAGAAGCAGCUCUUUUGGGAGGUCAAAUCACACUUUUGAAAAGCUGAUGCUAAUUACUAAACAUGCCAUAUGCUGAACAUAUUGGGAGAUUGGAAAGACAGAAAUAUAUUGCACUGAGACAUUUCACACUAAGUAAGAUUAUAGAGCAAAUAGGGUGCAUAUGCUCCUGCAUUAAAGUGGGAAGAGAUUUUUGAAAGACUUCUCGUGGGCUAGAUGGAAAGCAGGUGCCUGUUCCUGACACCGAGGAAGAAGAAAACAAAAUACAGGUUCCAGGUCUUGACAUUAAAAGACUGAGAAUGGAAAUCAUCUUCCCAUUUGUCUUGCCAUUAGCUGCUAUAUCUUGGCACCUACUCAGCUGAAAGAGGCAGUGUAUGAUUUAUAUGAACCAUGGCUGCAAUUCUGGAUGAACUUGUAAAGAAUUGGACCCUACCCUGUUUGGUAAAGUGUAGAAAUCAGGCUGGUUUCCCUUUAUUUUUUGAUUUAUCAUGAUGAGAAGAACAACCCUCAGCCAAAUUAAUUGUUUCUUCCUCUUUGGCUAUUUGUGUCAUGAGACAAGAACUGCCUUUGUCAUAAGUUUGAGGGGGAGAUAGCUGUGUCUCUCCAACUUCAGCUCUAACCUUGUUCUGGAGACUCAAGACCUCUGACACGAGAUCUAUGGCUCGGACAGCAGUUGCCCCAGGAACCUUAAUCAGAUUUCCACUCAUAGCAUUUCCUGUAAUAUUUUGCACUCACUGAGCUUAUCUGUUGACUGAAUUAUCAGGGAGUUUUGUUUGUUUCAAACGUGGCAUCUGGCCUUCUUUAAGAUAGGUUGCUAACACAGACGUAGCAAGCAUCCAUUAUGUCCCCUCUGGAUUUUUAACCUUUUUAAAGUACAUACAGUUCAGGAGCAUUUUAGAGUACCUGCAGUGAUGUUUAGAGUUGCAUGAUCUACUGCUGCAAACAAACAAAAAAAGUUGUCACUCUCUUUGUAUGGAUUUAAAACAAUGUAUUCAACAGUAUGUUUACAUUUGGCUUCUCUUCAGAGGAAACUCUUGUAUUCAUUUUCUAUCCUCUUGUGUAAGGAAAAUGAAAAUGCUGUGAGUUUGGGAGUGUUUGCAAUAAAAAGAAAACAAAACCCCCAGAAACAGCCUAUUCUUAAGAGGCAAUGAAUUUCUCUUUAUGCAUCCUAAGUGGAUAGAAUAUUUCCUAAUAAUCCCUACAACUGGGACAUGUAAUAGAAGUUGAUAGGCAAGGUAGGCAGAUAAGAAUAUUGUUAAAGCUAUCAGACAGUGUUACGUCCUGAUGGGAUUGCAGUAAUUUAAUUUUUAAAUACAUAUAUAGAGAGAGAGAAAAACGUAUGGGAAAUCUAGUCCCAAUAUAGGAAGUUUGGAGCAGAUGGGAACUCUGGUAAUCAGACUGUUUUAUUGUUGGUGUAUGUGCAGUGUAACAGGAAAUUAUGUACUGUAUUUUUCAUGUCCAAAAUUCCAGAGUACGCAAUUCUCCUUUACUUCCCAAUACGAUCACAUUUCAUUCUGUACACCCUUAAGCAUCCUUGUUUUGUUGGGGAUGAGAUUUUAGCAUCUCUGGUCGCCAACAGAGUUUUUUAAAAAAUAAA